Molecule: messenger RNA, 2093 nt
Organism: Camelina sativa (false flax)
Lineage: Eukaryota; Viridiplantae; Streptophyta; Magnoliopsida; Brassicales; Brassicaceae
Source: RefSeq, a predicted model, not a curated record
CCUGGGUUUGGAGUUUUUUUUGUUUCUGAAGUUGAAUCAUGUUUUAUUCACAUCAGCUUUUAGCUCGAAAAGCUCCGUUGGGUCAGAUAUGGAUGGCCGCUACGUUGCACGCGAAGAUCAAUCGGAAGAAACUGGAUAAGCUCGACAUCAUUCAAAUCUGCGAAGAGAUUUUGAAUCCGUCAGUUCCGAUGGCUCUUAGACUCUCCAGUAUUCUUAUGGGUGGAGUUGUGAUCGUUUAUGAGAGGAAAGUGAAGCUCCUAUUUGAUGAUGUUAAUCGCCUUGUGGUUGAAAUUAAUGGAGCUUGGCGCACAAAAGCUGUUCCGGAUCCCACUUUACUACCUAAAGGAAGAACCCAUGCAAGGAAAGAGGCUAUCACAUUGCCUGAGAACGAAGAAGCUGAUUUUGGAGAUUUUGAACAGAGUCGUAGUGCUCCUAAAUUUGGCAGAUACAUGGAUUUUCAGCAGACUUAUAUUUCAAUGCGUUUGGAUGAAUCCAAUGUUAACAAUAACCCUGAGCCAGAAGAUCUUGGACAGCAGUUCCAUCAAGCUGAUGCUGAGAAUAUCACACUCUUUGAGUAUCAUGGUUCAUUCCAGACCAACAAUGAAACAUAUGAUCGUUUUGAAAGAUUUGACAUCGAAGGAGAUGAUGAAACACAGAUGAACUUCAAUCCAAGAGAAGGUGCUGAAAUACCUACAACUCUCAUCCCAUCACCACCUCGUCAGCAGGAGCAGGACAUUCCCGAAGGAGUCAACCCCACAAGCCCCCAGCGCCAGGAGCAUGGUAGGGACGAAUUUGCUGAGCGGAGGGAGGAACAAAACAUACCGGACAGAGAGGAACAAGAUAGACCACAGCCAGCAAAAAAAAGAACAAGAAAGACAGCUACCUUAGAAAUGGAUUAUGAGCAGACUAUUAUCGCUGGUCAUGUUUACCAGUCAUGGCUCCAGGAUACUUCUCACAUUCUCUGUAGAGGGGAAAAGAGAAAGGUUCGAGGAACUAUCCGGCCAGAAAUGAAAAUUUUGAAACGUGCGAAUAUGCCACCUACACAACUCCUCGAAAAUCAUGUGGAUAGUUCUUACCCUCCUCAGCUUUACGAGCUUUGGACAAAGAGUACUCAAGUACUUAAAACCUCAUCAUCUGAAACUCGACUCCCUGAUUUCUGCGGGGAACAGUCUCCAGGGUUUGUUGAGGAGAGAAUGCAGAACCAGCAUCAAACCAACCAUCAUCAAGGCAGUGACACAAGCUCCCAAAAUCUUGGUAGUCCCGCAGAAAGACUCCGGACAAUUUAUACUGGGAAAGGUGCUUCAGUAGAAAGCAUGAUGGCUGGAUCUCGAGCANAUCAUGAACAGACCAGAAAAAAAUUACUGAUCUGUAGCCAUCUGCAGGAAUAUUUGAUUUUCAUGGGAAUUACAGGAGACGAUGUGAGAUCCAUGCCUAGCACACCAUCCGCACGUGGAGCAGCUUCAAUUAACAACAUAGAGAUCAGCUCUAAAAGUCGCAGGUCCAAUUUAAAAAGGCCAAAUUCCUCACCAAGAAGAGGGCUCGAACCAGUAGCGGAAGAGAGACCGUGGGAGCACCAUGAAUAUGACUUUGAGUUUUCGAUUAUACCUGAAAAGCGCUUCAGAGCCGAUAGCGAAAUACUAUUUGAAACUGGAUCUACAGAGACUCAAAAUCCAGCGUGCAAUCAAUCAGACGAGAAGAUAACAGAUAGCAUCAAAAGUCAUCUCAAGACACACUUUGAAACACCUGGAGCUCCUCAAGUGGAAUCUCUUAACAAGCUCGCUGUUGGGAUGGACAGAAACGCUGCAGCUAAACUCUUCUUCCAAUCCUGUGUGUUAGCUACUCGGGGAGUCAUCAAGGUGAACCAAACACAGCCUUAUGCGGACAUUCUCAUUGCAAGAGGACCCAACAUGUAAAGUUUGAUUUCUAAAUUUAAAAAGCUUAGUGUGGACCAUGUGUUCCCUAGUUGUUUUGCUAUUCAUAGAGAGAGUUCGUAGACUUCUAAAUUAUUGGUCCUUUAAUUUAGAACAACCGUUCUUUACCUCUGUUUGGUCCUUCUGUUAUUGGUUAUUACUAUUUCAUACAUUAUCAUCUUA